Pelmatolapia mariae (spotted tilapia) is the source of this 3499-nucleotide messenger RNA. RefSeq names its product transmembrane protein 74. Lineage: Eukaryota; Metazoa; Chordata; Actinopteri; Cichliformes; Cichlidae. The transcript has 2 exons. The coding region runs from base 283 to 1071 and encodes 262 amino acids. The record is from RefSeq and is a predicted model, not a curated record.
GGCUGUGGGAGGGGUCUGCCAAACCUUUCCCUCUAAUUGACCAGGGAGCAGAAUCAGUCGGGGGAAGCGAGCGGCCACAGACGGAGAGAGAGGUACUCAGCAGACCGCAUGUUGGUGCUUAAUAGCGUAUAAUUGGAACACAUUACCUGGAAUUAGAUUUAUUAGGCGUCGCAUGGUUACUAAGUGUUUUGGAAAAGCGAUUUGAAAGCCAGAAAAAAGCAAAAGCUUAAGUGUAGACGGACGCAUGGGCUCGAUAAAACGGGAAACCCAGCCCAUGCCCAAAUGGCUGAUCUGGAACUGUUUUACUUUGAUCAGCCGGAUCCCAGACACGUCUCCUUGGUUUUAGAUGAAGAAAGUAUCGGCGACAGCGGUGAAAAGUCACUUCAUCCCGGCGGAGGAGAGUGUUCAGCACCAUGGACAGAGAUCAGGGGAGCUCCGCGUCCGGAGGAGGAAACGGAAACAUCUUUUACUUGCAAACACCAACAUGAUGAAGAUGCUGAUGAUGUCCAGCUGAUAGGUGCGAGUCCAGAAACCUGCAGACUGAGUCGGCGCUCUUCGAGUGAACUGUACGAGGAGGAGGAGGAGGAGGUAAUGGAGGAAGAGGAGGAGGACAUCCCGGAACUUUACUUGCUGUCCGACGACGACCUCUCCUCUGAGGACUCGGGGAAGUCUGUGGAUUACGGCUUCAUCAUCGCCGUGACUUGUCUGGUAACUGGCAUCUCUCUGGUCGCCAUAGCUUACACGGUCCCCAGGGACGUCCGGGUGGACCCGGACACUGUGACCGCCCGGGAGAUGGAGCGUCUAGAGAGGGAGAAAGCCAGAGUGGGUGCCCAUCUGGACCGGUGUGUCAUAGCGGGACUGUGUCUGCUCACCCUCGGGGGCGUGCUGCUGUCCACGCUGCUCAUGAUCUCCAUGUGGAAAGGGGAGAUGAUGAGGAGGAAAGCCUUCGCCUAUUCCAAACACGCAGCAAAGUUGUACGGCUCCAUCAGUUUGAGAGCUGGCUCCAGCCCCACUCGGGAAUCCUGCUCACAUUUGUCAGUGGCUGACGAGGAUUUAGAAGUGCUCAGCUGAAAUUAUGGACAGGACAAGCGGAAAAGACUCAGAAAGUGCUUAGAAAAUCCUGUCAGAGCUGUCCUAUAAUCGGCAGGUUUAAUGCCUUUUUCAUUUCUAACAGCUAAUGCUAGUAUUUUGGUUAAUAGAUAGACUUCUUUUGAAAGGAUAGGCUUGCAUUUUUUCAUGUCUGUUGUAAUACAGUCCUCCCCAUAUGGGAGUUAUUGGUUGCUGUUAUUGUCCCUUCAGCUCAUCCAAUCUCAGUACAGAUGAUAGGGGCCACAAUCCACAAUCCUCUCUCUGGGUAGAUGCAGAAAUAUAUAUAUAUAUAAAAAUAAGGCUAAAUUUAGUAGUUUGAUUUGCAUGAAUACAGCACAAAAGAACAGAGCUACUGAAGAACUCACAGGGCUAUUUGAUAGCAGUAUGUUGCUUUAGGUACGGUGAAGCAUGAAAUACAGUCAGGAAGCCCAGGCUGUGCAACAGAUGCACUGAAUGUGCCAAAACACUGCACAGCAGGUUUCUAAAACACUAAAAGCUGGAAAGCUAUAAUGGUGGCUAUCAUUUUCUCAUUUGUGUUUUCAGUUGUGGAGGAAAUACCAGAAAAAUAAGUGGUCACAUCACAAGUGAGCAUUCAAUUUAAUGAAAUGGGCCUGCUCAGUUUUCUUUAAUGCUACUGUGAGCACUAAUAUGUUACCCCAGUCAAAACAAGCAUCACUCUUUGUGUUUUUAUCCAUCCACUGAAGCGAAAACACAAUGAGGGAAACUUGAUUUUUGUUAUGGCCAGUUUAGACUGCUGAAGCCUGAUGUCAGCUUCCAUUACUCAUGUGUGAAAAGGGAUUGUGGUUUAAGUCCACCAUCACUCAGAUUAGGAACAGUUACAGCAAACAAAGACAUCUUUUCGUGCACCCACUGUGUGUGCAUGCUAGUGUUGUGUUAAGAUAGACUUGAGCAAAUGUCAAUCUAUUCUUUGGGUAUGCAUAGACGGUGAUGUGCCAUAUAAACACUGAGACUUCUGAGGCUAAAACUAUGAUGUAUUCUUUCCUGAAAUAAAUAUUUUGUUUACAUUGGAGGUACCGUAGGUGGUUUUCCUUGUGAGGUUCUCUGACCUAACUUGUUGUUUACCACUGCAUCCGCUGCUGCUAAUGAUGCUGCAACUUCAGGAAAUACUUUAAAUGCCAGCACAGACGUGUGUUGAAAGGCCUGUAUGCUGUAGCUGCAAACCUGAACCAGGAGUGGUGCCGUGUCGUAAAGAUCUGUAGCCUUCAGUUUCCACCUUGUCAGCAACAGAACCCCGCUGAAUUACAACUAACAAAGCUGUGCAGAGCAGGCUUAGAAAAAUAACAAUAGCAUGAGUCCAUGUUGGAAAUUCUGUUUGACAUAAAUGUGGCUUGGUGAAGCGAUGCUUGUAUUUGCUCAGAUUUGUUGAGACGCAAAUAGUAAUACCACAGGAGGUGUAAUUAGAUUUUGUGGUUGAGCACCGAUGUCGGGGAAGCUCAGUGUAUGCCGGAUACACUUGGGGGUUUUGACUGCAGAUGUUCAAACGCUGACAGAAAAAGACAGAAAGAGAAUCAACAAACCCCUGGGGAAAAGCUCUCCUGGUAAUUGGAGUUACUUAAUUGCUCAUGGGAGGCCUGUGAAUCAGUGAAAAAUAAAACAACCCCAGAGCAUUUCAACAGCUAUCUCAAUCAAGCCGCUUAUCAAAAGAACCAAACCAUUCCAGCUGCAAUAUUAGAGUGAAAUGUCACAUUGCAUUGAAAGGGGAGGAAGCGAAGAAUCGCCCGCUCUCACAAAAGAAGCUGCGAACAAACAGUUUUAUCCCCUGCUUGGGGUGUGCAGACAUGUGUGCUGUGCAAUAAUUGGAAGUGCUUAUGGCUGGCAGGAUUACAUUAUCCUCCACAUGACCUUCCUUCUCUCACCUCGUUAAUGUAAUUAAAUAGGUGCAAUCCGCUGACCUCUGUAUGAAAUAUUAAGUCGAUUUCUGAUGCUAAUCUGUCCUUAUUUAAUGUAGCAUCCCGAGGAGUAGUUUUUACAGUUGGGUGACGUUUUCUUGAAUUUAGAAGGGAGAGAAAUGCUUUUCUUAGAUGCUUUUAUUUUGGGAUGAAGCGUUGAGAAUCUCUUACUUUUCCCAAGCUUCUCUUAUCUGCAGCAGCUGACUAUUUCUUACAUUUUCUGCGGAUUGCCUUUUUCCAUAGCCUUCAUAGAACAGCUGUGAGCUUGUUGCAUUAAGUGUGUGGGAGAGAGUGGUAUUGCAUAGUAAGAGAGUCAGUAUUCACAGUAGUGGAAACAUGAAAGUCAGACUCCUAAAUCAACGCAACCUGCAAAGCACUCAGCCCUAUUGGGGCUGGCGUCUGCAGAGAUAUUAGUCUUUCCAGCCCUUGUUCAUUAGAAAUUCUCCCAGUUGGUAUACUUAUUUUGAGAUUUGUCUACGAGCAUGCAGAAAAUGUCUAAU